UUUAUGAGGACAAUCCAAUUCGCGAGUAUUCAUUAAUGCUUUCUCGAUGAUUGACUACUAUUCAAUUCUUUACCUUUUUAUGCCUUUAUUUACAGAUCCACUUCAAGAUCCAACAUUUUUAACCAUUGCUUGCAACUAUGGUAGACUAGGAAACCAAAUGUUUACUUAUGCCUCAUUAUUGGGUUUGUCGAAAAUGAAUAAACGUACUCCUUAUGCGCCAAAAUGUAAUAUGGAUACUGUUCGAAGAUAUUUUAAAGUGACAGCAGCAGAGAUUUCAGAUCUUUCAAAACAAAACAGAAGUGAAUAUCCUCUAGGACCGUAUUUCCGUCCAAAAGAUGCCCACAUUCCAAAAGACAAAAAUAUACUUACUGGAUACGCAUACCCAAAUUCAUUUACAUUUUUUGAUCAUAUUAGAGAUGAAAUUAGAAAAGAAUUUCAAUUUAAGGAAAGCAUUAUAUCUUACGCUCAAACUUAUCUUCAUUCUUUAAAAAAUGUUACGCGUUCAGAUGUUACGUUUGUGGGUAUACACGUCAGGCGAACCGAUUACUGUAAGUGGUUACAAAACUAUUACGGAAGACAAGUAAACAUGAUGUACUUCAAGCAAGCCAUAGAAUAUUUUCAACUGAAGUACAGCAGAGUGAUUUUUGUGGUCGUAAGUGACGAUAGAGGAUGGUGUAAAAGAAAAUUAGGUAUUUGGCCCAACGUGUUCGUGGCACCGGAGCAAACCGAUAGUGCCCACGAUAUGGCUCUUAUGUCUCAGUGUAAUCAUACCAUUAUGACUUACGGUUCGUUUGGGUUUUGGUGCUCUUAUUUAGCUGGUGGAGAAACGAUUUAUUUUGAUGAAUACAUAGCCCCGAAUUCGUCGUUUUUAAUCGAACAUUUGCCAUUUAACGAAACUUUUCUUCCUAACUGGAUUGGGAUAUCAGCUAAAACAGAUAAUUUUUGGAAAGAAUUUGAGACUAAUGGCAAUUGCAAUGAAUAAAUUAUCCUAAAUAUAAAUUGUAACUGCUCUUUUAGAAAUUAAAGUUUGGAAGAUUCGUGACAAUUUGUUUUAAUGACAAACUGUAUCAAUUCAUAUUUGAAUUGUAUAUUUUAGUAUGAAAACAAAAAAAUCCGGCCUUCUCAGUUUUAUUGUGCUAAGCCAAGAUGUGUAGAAGAGUUAGUAUUUUAAAGUUUCCAAGCACUUUCAUUCCUCUAGUGGUCAAAAUUGAAAUACGUUUUUUCAACCUUUUCCCACCUGUGAACAUAGGAUGGCUGCCUUAUCAUGUUUGUUGUGGUCUUGGAGACUGGAGCCAUCCCAAAAAAUCUUUUCUGAACACAGAAUCUACUGUUUGUCAGUUAAACAACUGCUAAUACCUGUUUCAUUUAAAAAUUCAACUUAAAUGAACAAUCUAGAAUUUUUUCUUUUGUAUAUUCUUCAGCAAGUCAUUUCACAAAAAAUCAAUCUCUGAAAUUGUCUCAUUCUUACAUGUACUUUUAGAUAUAGCCCAAAGGCCAAUUUAUACAUUUGUAUUAACUGUUUAUUAAUUAAAUUCUGUAUUUUUA
Messenger RNA from Centruroides sculpturatus (bark scorpion), 1545 nucleotides. RefSeq names its product galactoside 2-alpha-L-fucosyltransferase 2-like. The transcript has a single exon. Gene Ontology annotation, biological process: carbohydrate metabolic process. Bases 47 to 982 code for a protein of 311 amino acids. Gene Ontology annotation, molecular function: galactoside 2-alpha-L-fucosyltransferase activity. NCBI's taxonomy places the organism in Eukaryota, Metazoa, Arthropoda, Arachnida, Scorpiones, Buthidae. The record is from RefSeq and is a predicted model, not a curated record. Gene Ontology annotation, cellular component: membrane.